UCGGUCCGGAGAAUAAACUUCCACUACCGCAGCUACCGCUUUUAUAAAGAGAAUCUCUCUCACCUUUCCGUUCAUCCCAUUCUCCAUUGUUGCUUCAAAGGCCAAAACAUUCCUCUUCCUCCUCGCCUCUGCAAAAAACCCAUACCAAGAAGCAGAGAAAAGCACCCUCUGCAAAUCUCGGGAAGUGGGUUUCAGUUCUUCGAAGCAUCCUUGCGACCCAUCGAAGCUUUGGAUUUUUUCUUGGAUUGUUUGGUCCGUGAAGAAAGAAAGAACCAGCAAUGCCUGUGAUUUCGCAGGAGCUGCUGUGGGAACAGCAUUCGGUGAGCUGUGCUCGCUUGUUAAGCACGUAGUGCACACCGUUGCCGCGUUUCGUCCCCAACUUGAGAAGAUCGAUUCCACCUUAAGCGAGAUGGACCCGAUCAUAAAGGACAUCUACCAUCUCUACAAACAGCUGGACCGUCUGAAAGAGAUGGAUCCGAUCAAGAAACUAUCGGAUGAAGGCAAAGGACUAGUCAACAAGUGCUUGAGGAUCCGCUCGCUCAACUGGUACAAGAGGUAUACACACUCGAACAAGCUGACCGAGUACGAUGUGGCUGUCCGUGAGAAGUUCCAGAUUUACAUGCCCCUGCUAGCCGCAAGGAACCAUGCGGAGAUGUUGAUAAAGAUGGACGAGAUCAUGUCCAGAUGGCCUGGUCAAGCAAACGGUGGGGGCCUCCAGAGCGGGCUCGGGACUUGGGGCAACCUUUCGGUCCCUGCGGCGCCAGCUUUCAUGGUCGGGUCAGAGGUGGAGGCGUCCAUGAGGGAGAUCAAAUUGCGGUUGCUCAAGGGGGGAGUGUCUGUGAUUGUUGUGACCGCCCCAGGCGGAUGUGGGAAAACCAAUCUGCUCACGAAGUUGUGCCAUGACGGGGAAAUUAAAGGCAAGUUCAACAACAUCAUGUUCGUCAGAGUCUCAAGGAAACCCAAUCUGAUAGACAUUGUCCAGCAAAUGUAUCAACAUAACAGUUUAAAGGCGCCCGAGAUUGAAGCAGAAGAUGGUGCAUUUAGUUGCUUGGAGCAACUGCUCAACAGAAUAGGACAAGAUCCUGUGUUGCUUGUGCUGGACGAUGUCUGGGGCAAAUGGGAAUCAAUCCUUAAGAAGUUUGUCUGCAACAGUAUAAAAGAUUACAAGAUUGUGGUGACAUCAAGAUAUGAGUUUCCUUAUUUUCGUCCUGUGCAUCACCUGAAACCACUGACUCAUAAUGAAGCCGUAAAAUUAUUUCGUGAAUCUGUUGCCGUUGAUGAUGGAAGCAUGGAUGCACCGGAUGAUGAGACCUUGGAUCAGAUAGUGAAGCGCUGCAAGGGAUUGCCAUUGGCUCUUACAGUCGUUGCCAAGUCUCUCCGAGGAAAGGAUCGUCCAAUCUGGGAAAAAAGCUUCUUGAUUGGUCUGAAGGUCAUUCCCCCUUGGGUUCGGACAGCGAGAUUCUAGAUUGCCUCAGGAAGAGCUUGGAUGACUUGGAUGGUGACCCUUCAAUCAAGGAACGUUUCAUGGACCUCGGGUCAUUUGUGGAGGAUUGCAAGAUCCCUGCCACCGCCCUUAUCGAUAUGUGGGUGGAAAUGUACAAGCUAGAUUUUAAAGGCGUGCGUGCUAUUGCUGACCUCCACGAACUUAUUUACAGGAACCUAGCUGAUCUCAUGGUCACCAGGACAGAUUCAAAUGAUGACAAUGAAUCUUAUGGUGGCCACUAUGCUAUGCAACACGAUAUGCUCAGAGAGUUGGUUAUCAUGGAAUGCAACGAUGGGGAAAUAGAGAAGAGAGAGAGACUCAUUUUGGAGUUGAUUGGAAAUAAUUUUCCUGAUUGGUGGAGCAAGCAAAAGCAACAGCCUCUUGGCGCUCGUCUAGUAUCCAUCUCCACAGAUAAAACAUUCUCGACUCCCUGGCCAAAUCUUGAAUUGCCUAAGUUGAGGCUCUUGUCUUGAACUUCUAGAAUGACAUGCAAUCUAAAACUUAUUUGCCUGAAUUCAUUGAGAAGGCAGAUAAACUCAAGACCCUAAUAGUAACAAACCAUAGCUUCUUUCGGGCUGAGUUGCACAAUUUCCAUGUCCUUGGAUCCAAUUUAAGGAGGAUCAGGUUCCAACGCGUCACAGUUCCUUUCCUAAGCAUGGGAAACUUGCACUUACACAAUCUGAAAAAGAUAUCCUUUUUCAUGUGCUAUAUUAGUCAAACUUUGACAUCGAAUGAUGCUAAAAUAUCCGAUGCAAUGCCAAACUUAGUAGAGCUCGACAUUGACUAUUGUGAUGAUCUUGUGACAUUAUCGGAUGUCAUAUGUGAGAUAAAGCCUUUGAGGAAGCUUAGCAUCACAAAUUGCCAUAAUUUCUUUGCUCUUCCAGAACAAAUUGGGCAACUGACAUCUCUCGAAGUGGUCAGGCUUAAUUCCUGCAUAACCUUGUCACAAUUACCGGACUCAAUUAAAAGCCUUCAAAAUGUGAGACUGCUCAAUAUAUCUGAUUGCCAGAAAUUGAGCGCAUUGCCUGAUCAAAUCGGUCAAAUGGUUAAGCUUGAGAGGAUAAACAUAAGAGGGUGUCCGAAGUGGUUUGGGUUGCUGAGGUCCAUCAUGAACUUGAGGAACUUAACGAAGGUGAUUUGUGAGAAUGAAAAAACCAGCAUGUGGAAGCCUCUUAAGGACACUCUCCCAAGCUUGGACAUAAUGUUGUUCGAAGAAAAACAUGACUUGGCUUGGCUUGGCUUGAGUGACAAAGUCAGCAAUCUAAUUUAAGAUAUUAUUGAUAUGGUUCCUGUAAUUUCUCUUCUUACCUUAACUAUCCUCAAUCAUCCCUAAUUUAGGGCUCUUGUAAGACAAUAAACAGAAACUACGAUAUCUUCAGAUCGACCGGUAAUAUUUUCUUUAA
Eucalyptus grandis is the source of this 2886-nucleotide messenger RNA. Its product is annotated as probable disease resistance protein At5g66900. Gene Ontology annotation, biological process: defense response to fungus. The coding region runs from base 410 to 1465 and encodes 351 amino acids. The record is from RefSeq and is a predicted model, not a curated record. NCBI's taxonomy places the organism in Eukaryota, Viridiplantae, Streptophyta, Magnoliopsida, Myrtales, Myrtaceae. Gene Ontology annotation, molecular function: ADP binding. The transcript has 5 exons.